AUGCGCCUUGGCACCUCCACCAAAAGCACCCGCCUCGGCGCCGUGCGCAUCCACUCCCUGCAGCCAGUAAUCGAGCUCGACUCGGGCAACAGUACCUCUCUGCUGUCAAUCCCAGACAAGGAUGUAGUCCAGCCGUCGGCCCUGCGCCUCAUCACCACCCAGAUGGCCAUAGUCGUCCCCUGUAUGGAUGAGGACAUAGUCACCAUUGAAGGCGUGCUCUCUGGAAUCCCUCACGAGAGCCUCGUCAUCCUCGUCUCCAACAGCACUCACACCACCGACGCCUACGACCGCGAGACUGAUGCUCUCCACCGGUUCAGCCACAUCAGCCACCGCUCGGCCGUCGCCGUGCACCAGCAGGACCCGGGGCUAGCCACAGCUUUCCUGGCAGCCGGCAUGCCUGAGCUCGUUGACCCCGUCACCCAAAGGAUCCGGAGCGGAAAGGGAGAAGCCAUGCUGGUCGGUGCCGCUCUCGCCGCCGCAGCGGGGCGCAAGUACGUGGGCUUCAUCGACGCCGACAACUUUGUGCCCGGGUCCGUCCGCGAGUACUGCGAGGCCUUUGCAGCCGGUCUCCACCUGGCUCGGGUCGGCAGGCAGACGGACAAGGCCAUGGUGAGGCUGAGCUGGGGCUCCAAGCCCAAGGUGCGCCACGGCAGACUCGAGUUCAGCAAGGAGGGCAGGAGCUCCCGCGUCACCAACCGCUGGCUCAACAGACUACUGGCCGAGGUGGGCGCCAAGAACUCGGACAUCAUCGCCACCGGCAACGCAGGCGAGCACGCCAUGUCGAUCGAGCUGGCCACCAAGAUGCGCUUCGCCGGAGGCUUCGCCGUCGAGCCGUUUCAGUACCUGGACCUCUUGGAGCAGUUUGGAAGCAGCCGCGAGGCGGAUGCACCCGACAGACGUGACGCAUGUCGGCACUGGCACGACACGGUCGAGGUUCUCCAGAUCGAGACGCGCAACCCGCACCUGCAUCAGGACAAGGGAGGCGACCACAUCAGGCACAUGUGGGCGCAGGCGCUGGGUGUGAUUCACCAGUCGCCGGUGACGCCGCCCCAGCUGCGACAGCAGAUCGCGUCCUUUGUGGCCGAGAAUGGCGCCAGGAUGCCCGGUGCCGGCGAGAUCCGCGUGUACCCUCCCAUCGACUCGCUGGACCUGCUGCGGCUAUGGGAGUUGCUCGAGGAGGCGUCGACGCUUAAGAUCUGUGGGGAUCCGAUGUGGGUUGACCUCGCGGGGACAGAGUCGACGCUGGGCGUGGUGACGCUGCUUGAGGGCGUCAAGGAGUGUAUUUCAGGCAUCACUAGGGACCUCUUGAUGAAGACGAGAGAGCGGAGUGUCCUCAGGUACGCAUGA
Pyricularia pennisetigena is the source of this 1347-nucleotide messenger RNA. RefSeq lists its product as uncharacterized. Gene Ontology annotation, molecular function: mannosyl-3-phosphoglycerate synthase activity. The transcript has a single exon. Gene Ontology annotation, cellular component: cytoplasm. Bases 1 to 1347 code for a protein of 448 amino acids. The record is from RefSeq and is a predicted model, not a curated record. Lineage: Eukaryota; Fungi; Ascomycota; Sordariomycetes; Magnaporthales; Pyriculariaceae. Gene Ontology annotation, biological process: mannosylglycerate biosynthetic process.